UACUGACGUAAUCAAAAAUAAAUAUCGACAACGUGACAGGUUUUGUUAUUUUGUUGGUUUUUUUGUGAUUUUUUUUCCGCUAUGUAUAAUAAUUCUCCACGAUUUGGAAUCCAAAAACCUACCCCUACACCCCCUGAAGUUGGUCCUUUCACUUAUAUCCUUGAUGAUUGUUUUCAGCUACAAAGAGUGAAUGUAGUGCCAUUUGGAGCUACUUCUGAAAGAAAAAAUACCUUUGCACAUGUGAAGUAUACCGACGCUCUUUAUGAUGCUAGGUCGACUAAGAAUAUUGUGGGGGGUCAUUCCUUGAGGAACAAAGCUAAACGGUUCGUAUACAAGCAUUCGGAUGUGCCUCCACCUGGCACAUAUGAUCCGAAGCUACCAGGAAAGCGGAAACAACCAUCCAAUAUACCACCACCUGGUAAAGGCAGAAUUUAUCUCUGCAACGUACCGUACAGUUCCUUGGGUAGCUCACCCUCUAUACCAACGAAAAGGGAUGCCUAUGGAUAUAAAAUAGGCGAGAAUGGAAGUAUAAUCAAAAAUAUCGUCCCUCGAAGGCAGAAAGAAGUAGGACCCUCGACGUAUUAUAUCCGUGUGUCCUCCUGCGUGAACGAGGAUCCCUACAGCGGUUGCAGAUGGUCCCGUCAAACCUCUGCGAGGACGACGUACAAAAUCAAAGAGGGCCCCGGACCAGCUGCCUACGACGUUCGGAAGGUAUCUACGUGUCGACGCGACGAUGUUGAGGAGGAGUACCGGGAGAUGGCAAAACGAUUUUCGUAUCUACCUAGAUAUACCGAACAGCAAAUGUCCAUGGCUCAGCGACAGAAUUACCCUGCACCGAACCAAUACGAAAAAACUUCGUGUUUCACCUACAAGCCACCUGUUACGACAGUUGUAAAGCCAUUUAUCGCAAGAAAACCAAGAUUCGAACAGCUGAAGGAACGCGAAGAAGCUUUCCACGCAAUUUAUGAUACUAUGACGCCGAUGGGCUAUAAAGUCUCACCUUCGGUUAAGGAAAUUCCCUUUACAUUCACCGAUGGAAGGUUCAAGAAGAGGAAAAAGGAAUCCUACGAUCCUGACCUAUACCUUCCGAAGGGUUUCACUGAGGAACUGAUCGAGAAAAAUCUGAAGCCUUAUUCCCUAUUCAAACCACCGUUCGAUUCCACCGUUCGUAGGGAAAUAAACUUCGUGGCGUAUGAUUCCCAUCUUAAACCAGAUUGCGCGGUGUAUCCUCGAGAGAAGGUACCUCCUGGAUAUCGACUGGAGAAAGGACACAGCAUCUUCCUUUCAACGACUGAAAGAUACGACUCAAAAGUAACGGUGGCUCCACCUGUAACGAGAUAUGCCAUUACGGAAUGCUUCAACAAAAAUAGAAAUAAAACUUCUUAUAAUAAAAAGAAGCUCCCAUUCCUCGAAACAGCGGAAAGGAAAACAGUUAUACUCCCUCAUAAGGAUAAUCCCGGACCAGCUGACUACAUGGGACAAGAAGUUAUGAGAGGUAAUGGUUUCUUGUUCGAUCGUACGAAAAGAUUCAAGGAGGAGAAAGUGGACGCUCCACCCCCAGACCAUUAUUACAUUCACCCCUUAUACGGUGAGAGCAUCUACGGGGCAAAGAACACCUUCAAUCUGAAGAUCGCAGAGUCAGUCCUGAGAACACGACUGAGAGUUCCGCCGAAGGACACCUUCAAGGACUACAUCAAGACCCUGAAAACGAAGAAAAAAUUACGAUGUUACGCAACCAUCCUCGACGAAUAAAUCAGAGUUCAACUCAG
Coccinella septempunctata (seven-spotted ladybird) is the source of this 1769-nucleotide messenger RNA. Its product is annotated as sperm-tail PG-rich repeat-containing protein 2-like. The transcript has 9 exons. Lineage: Eukaryota; Metazoa; Arthropoda; Insecta; Coleoptera; Coccinellidae. Bases 82 to 1752 code for a protein of 556 amino acids. The record is from RefSeq and is a predicted model, not a curated record.